Messenger RNA from Panicum virgatum (switchgrass), 3486 nucleotides. RefSeq names its product U-box domain-containing protein 33-like. The record is from RefSeq and is a predicted model, not a curated record. The transcript has 7 exons. Bases 219 to 2531 code for a protein of 770 amino acids. Gene Ontology annotation, molecular function: protein kinase activity; ATP binding; ubiquitin-protein transferase activity. Lineage: Eukaryota; Viridiplantae; Streptophyta; Magnoliopsida; Poales; Poaceae. Gene Ontology annotation, biological process: protein ubiquitination; protein phosphorylation.
CGGCAGCAGCAGCGAACAGAGAGAGAGAGAGAGAGAGACGGGCGGGCGGCGAUGCAGAUCCUGGGCCCGUCGCCGCUGCCCAGGCCUUGCCCACGCCUCUGCUGCGGCGGCGGCCGCCGGGGGCAGCACCGCGGCGAGGCGUGGGUCCACGUGGCCGUGGGGAGGUCGCCAGAGAAGACGCUCGGGCUGCUGCGCUGGGCGCUGCGCCGCUUCGGGAAAUGCCGCAUCGUCCUCCUCCACGUCCACCAGCCGUCGCCGCUCAUCCCGACCCUCUUGGAGAAGAUCCCGGCGGCGCAAGCCACGAAGGAGCUGGUGCUCUCCCAUCGCAAGUCCGAGAAGGAGUAGACGGACAGGGUGCUCCUCGCCUACCUCGCCUUCUGCCACAGGGCCCAGCCGCCCAGGUGCAGGCGAAACUCCUGCUCACGGAGAACGACCAGAUCCACGAUGGCAUUCUUGGCUUGGUCAACCAUUACAGGAUCGCCAAUCUUGUAAUGGGGUCGACACCCGACAGCUGCUUCAAGUUGAAGUUCGGCAAAGAGUCUUUAAUGGCUAGCAAUGCUCCUGCGUUUUGCCAAAUCUGGUUCGUGUGGAGAGGAAGACACAUCUGGACCAUAGAAGCUAGUGCAGACACCGACAGCAACACCCCAGUUCACUACCAGGUUGAUGUCCCGACAGCAGAAAGAAUUAGGUUCAGCUCAUAUUCUAACAAUGCCGGAACCAUACUUGAUGAAGGACACGUCACGGGCGAGGCACUAAUGAAAGUCGAUCUUAAUCCAUGCAUUGUUUCAGAUUAUGAUGGUUAUGAAGCUCUUGGGGCACACGAAGCCAACCAUUUCUAUAGUAUGAGCAUUGCAAACUGGCAAGAUGCAGAAUCAGCAGCACUCAAAUCAACCUUGUGCUCUGAUUCUUCUGUACAUACCUCAAAUUCUAAGGAAGUAUUGGACAGAAAUCUCAAACAGGUAACGAUGGUAGCUGAUGGAUCAAGAAAGGAAGCUUUAGUUGAGCUGCUGAAGCGCAAAGAAAUAGAGUCAAAAGUAGCAAGUGCUUUUGCCAGGGCAAAAGAUUCUGAUUCUACUAAAAAUCAUGAAAUUAAGAUGAGGGGGGAGCUUGAAGAUUUACUGGUAGUCACCAGAAAGCAGCAUGAAGAUCUUCUAAAAAAUAAGGAGAGAGCUGUAGCAGCGCUGGAAUCUUCUAUGAAAAGAUUAGCCCUACUAGAUGCCCGUGCUGCAAACAUAAAGCUUCAGAUGGAUGAGUUUUCAGCAGAGUUUGAAGUGAUCCAAUCUUCCAUAGAAAGCCUCAGGCAGAAGAAACUGAAACUACCAAAGCUAGAAGAUAGACAUACUGACCAGAUUAUGGGGGUCACAUACAGCAAUGCCACACUAUCCAAUUGCCUGUCAAAUGCUUUUGGAGAUGAUUUGUACAGCUUUAGAGAAUUUACACUGUUAGAUAUCCAGUCUGCAACAUGUAAAUUCUCAGAGGGCUUCAAGAUACAGUCAGAUGGUCAUGGGUGCGUUUACAAAGGAGAAAUCAUGAACAGAACUGUGAUGAUUUAUAAGCUGCACUCGCAUAGCAUUGAGAGCGUGAAGCAGUUUCAGCAAGAGGUUUAUAUCCUUAGCAAGGUGAGGCACCCUCAUAUUCUAACAUUGGUUGGAGCAUGCCCAGAAGCUCUGUGUCUCGUCUAUGAAUAUCUUCCAAGUGAGAGCCUUCACGACCGCCUUUUCAACAGAUGCAACAGCCAUUGGUUGCCAUGGAAAAUCCGUGCCCGCAUUGUUGCUGAGAUCUCAGGUGCACUUCUGUUCUUGCAUUCCUGUAAACCCCAGAUGAUCAUCCAUGGCAACUUGAAGCUUGAGAACAUCCUUCUAGAUACUGAAUGCCACUGCAAGAUUGCCGAUUUUGGUAUUUCUCGGCUAUUCACAGAUGACAUGAAGGAUUUCCCAUCAUUUGCGGACGGUUCCAAGCUGAAAGGGUCCUUUCCCUAUGCAGACCCAGAGUGCAAGAGAAGCAAAGUAAUGACACCAAAGUAUGAUAUAUACUACUUCGGAACGGUGAUACUCCAGCUACUGACCGGUAAACAGGAGGUUGUACUAGGGCUUGCUGGUGAGGUAAGGCGUGCUAUGUCCUGUGGCAAACUAUCAUCAAUUCUCGAUCCUAUGGCUGGGCAGUGGCCUUUGGAGGUGGCUGGAAAGCUAGCAGAGUUGGGGCUGAGGUGCAGUGAAACCAGCAGCCAAGAUUGCCCGGAGCUGACUCUUGAGACCGUACGAGAUCUGGAACAGCUAUAUUUUACGAGGGAGGGACGAGCACCCUCCUCUUUCCUAUGCCCUAUUCUGCAGGAGAUAAUGCAUGAUCCUCAGGUGUGUGCUGAUGGCUUGACGUACGAAGGGCUGACGAUCCGUGAGUGGAUGGAUUCUGGGAGCGAGACGUCGCCGGUGACCAGCCUGAAAUUAGAGCAUCGCAAUCUCACACCCAACCACGCCAUUCGCUUUGCUAUCCAGGAUUGGCUUCGUCACUCUCACUGCCUGAUGAAGCUCUAGCUUGGCAUUUGUUUUGCUUUUCCGAUCUGUGUAGAUUCACUUGUAGAAAAAAUAAUAGGGACGCAUAGUACUGUAUAUAUGAAUAAUUUUAGUAGUUGGUUUAAGGUUUUUGAGUAUGAAUUUACCAAGAGCUUAUUACUUGACGGAAUGUAUUAGUAUGUUACUAUGUUUAAGCUUGGUAUUGCAGCUGCAUGAUCACAUUGAUCACAUACUUUUGCCCAUAUAUGUACAGCUAGCAUGGCCUCAUACUGCAGUUACUAAUCUCAGAAUUUGGUGAUUUCUUUUUAUGUCUCUUAUCUUGGUAUAGCCAUUGUAUCUGAUCAUGUGUGCAAAAGCAAAACCACAUAUUACACGGGUGCACCACUCACAACAACCUGCACACUCAUCUAGGCUUACAAUACUGGGUGCAAAUGUUCAUGAAACAAGCUGACAAAUAUCAUAUGGUUGCCAUUGUUAAGAGCAAGAAAUAAUAUCUGUUUUGAGAAAAAGUUGGUGAGAUCUCCUGCUGAGAUCAUUUGCUUUGCUUUGUCUUUUGUAUCUUUGUGGGCAGAACUGCAUCGUCAAGAGCAUCGGGUGGCCUUGGAGGUUGGAGCUGAAGCCCUCAAGUGAGUCUGCACCCACAGCAGGCACCUAUGGAGGAUACUGGGAUGUUGCUGCUGCAUUGAGCUGCCUGGGAAAAGGUCCUGGAAGACCGGUCUCGUGCAAGAUUUUCUUGGUCUCUUUUGUUUUUGGUCGCCUGCCUUUUUUUUCGCUUAAGAGGCAGGUCUCUCUUUCUGUCACGGGAUGUAGGGUCUCCGCUUUUGUUACAGCCCUUUGUUGCUGUGGUUAACUAGACUGGUCGUUAGUACGUCAGGCUUAUCUGUGGUCAGGGGAGCGUGGAGUAUGGGCUAUGUCCAGAACUCUAGCUAAAUUCGCUGCUCUUCAGUAAUGAAAUAUGGGCAAUGUCCCGUUUGGA